Silurus meridionalis is the source of this 675-nucleotide messenger RNA. RefSeq names its product protein FMC1 homolog. The transcript has 3 exons. The record is from RefSeq and is a predicted model, not a curated record. Lineage: Eukaryota; Metazoa; Chordata; Actinopteri; Siluriformes; Siluridae. Bases 141 to 542 code for a protein of 133 amino acids. Gene Ontology annotation, cellular component: mitochondrion.
CAGCUGUUCAGUUUGGGUUUGUGUGUGUCCACUGUGGCCUCAGGUUCCUGUUGAUGACUGACAGUGAGGAACCUCAGGUUAAAAGCGCUUUAAAACUGGAAGUGAUUUUUACUGAAAGCUGACUGUAAGUUAUCUCCUGGAUGAGAAGAUCCAGACUCCUCAGUGUGUCCUGCAGCAGGAGGUGGAACACUGCUCCACUGAUCUCCAACAUGGCGGCCCUCAGCUCUCCUCUGAGAACAUGUCGGGGUAUUUUAAAGGAGCUCCGAUAUCUAAAAGGCCCCGAGUAUAGAGGCACCAUGAUGUACACUUAUGUGAUGGAACAGUUCCGGAAAAAUCAGGUGACCAGCGCGCGACACUGCCGUGCCCAGAGAGAGGCUCUCCACACCUCCCACACAUACCUGUGUCUGGUAGAGUCCACACGCCAUCAUCUAGAGCUGCAUAAUCAGUACCACGGGAAAGGAGGGCGCCCCCUGGAGGAAGUGGCCCACCUUGUAGGAUUGCGCUUACCCACACAGCCUGGUGGUAAGGGCUGGGAGAAGUGAGAGACUGAGUAACAGAGGGAGAGCAGGAGGACGACUGGCUGUCAAUCAGAGACUGUCUUCAUUCUCACUCUGUAUGUUUGUGUGUCGAUUUGUAAAGAUCUCUUUGUCUUCAAAUAAAUAAAGUUUAUUCACA